GUGAAGGCUGAGAGGUGGCAGGAGUUCCAUUUCAGAGGCAAUUUUCCCCUUGCACAAAAGAACUCCCAGAAUAAGAGCAAAAAGCGCCUCACAAACUGCAACCAUGAACGGGACAGAAGGCCAAGACUUCUACGUGCCCAUGUCCAACAAGACCGGGGUGGUGCGGAGCCCCUUUGAGUACCCCCAGUAUUACCUGGCUGAGCCUUGGAAGUUCUCGGCGCUGGCUGCCUACAUGUUCAUGCUGAUUCUGCUCGGCUUCCCCAUCAACUUCCUCACGCUGUACGUCACCAUCCAGCACAAGAAGCUCCGCACACCUCUGAACUACAUCCUUCUGAACCUGGCCGUCGCCGACCUCUUCAUGGUCUUCGGAGGCUUCACAACCACCAUGUACACCUCCAUGAACGGGUACUUUGUCUUUGGAGUUACAGGGUGCUACAUCGAAGGCUUCUUUGCCACACUGGGCGGUGAAAUUGCUCUCUGGUCACUGGUGGUCCUGGCUAUUGAAAGAUACGUAGUGGUCUGCAAGCCCAUGAGCAACUUCCGCUUUGGAGAGAACCAUGCCAUCAUGGGUGUUGCCUUCUCCUGGAUCAUGGCCUUGGCAUGUGCAGCUCCCCCACUUUUCGGCUGGUCCAGGUACAUCCCUGAGGGCAUGCAGUGCUCGUGCGGGAUCGACUAUUACACUCUGAAGCCAGAGGUCAACAAUGAAUCUUUUGUCAUCUACAUGUUUGUGGUUCACUUCAUGAUCCCGCUGUUGAUCAUUUUCUUCUGCUAUGGGAACCUGGUUUGCACAGUCAAGGAGGCUGCCGCCCAGCAGCAAGAGUCUGCCACCACCCAGAAGGCAGAGAAAGAAGUGACUCGCAUGGUCAUCAUCAUGGUCAUCUCCUUCCUGAUCUGCUGGGUGCCCUAUGCCAGCGUCGCCUUCUACAUCUUCACCAACCAGGGAUCAGACUUCGGGCCCAUCUUCAUGACCAUCCCGGCAUUCUUUGCCAAGAGCUCGGCCAUCUACAACCCUGUGAUCUACAUCGUAAUGAACAAACAGUUCCGUAACUGCAUGAUCACAACCCUCUGCUGUGGCAAGAACCCACUGGGUGAUGAGGACACAUCUGCUGGCAAGACAGAGACCUCCUCCGUCUCCACCAGCCAGGUCUCUCCUGCAUAGGCCCCAUGGGAGCAGCAAGUCCCUGGGGUGCUACCCUGGCAGCACAAACUUAACCCCACUGCUGCCACCACCUGCUCCUGCUUCACCAUGGCCAAGGCCCUGUGGAGUGGGCUCCUCGCUCCUGGCUCUAGGAACCCUGGGAACAAGGCUGAAAAUGUGUACACAUGUUUUGUAAUUAAAAUGCAAAGGCUUAGCUCCUCUGGCGUAAAUCCAUGCAUUUCUGUUGACUUGCUGAGACCUCAUGCCCCUUCUCUGAGUGCAGGCUGGGUCAGAGGGCUCAAGCCUGGGGCCAUGGCAGAGCUGUCCUUGCCUCCCCCAACCCACCCUAACACCCCAGCCAGGGCACGUUCUGCAUCUGCUGCUGCCGGGGCCAGAGCUGUGGCCACUUUCUGGUCCUUUUGUCAGAGAUGGAUCCUAGCCAGUGCUGCCAGUCGCUCAGCCCCAUCACACUCUGUCUGCCCAGAGCAGGUUUGGCUGCUGCAAAGUGCCCCGGCUCUGCCAGGUGCUCCCAGCUCUGGCC
Haemorhous mexicanus (house finch) is the source of this 1679-nucleotide messenger RNA. RefSeq names its product rhodopsin (gene RHO). Gene Ontology annotation, biological process: visual perception; G protein-coupled receptor signaling pathway; phototransduction. NCBI's taxonomy places the organism in Eukaryota, Metazoa, Chordata, Aves, Passeriformes, Fringillidae. The coding region runs from base 104 to 1159 and encodes 351 amino acids. The transcript has 5 exons. The record is from RefSeq and is a predicted model, not a curated record. Gene Ontology annotation, molecular function: G protein-coupled receptor activity. Gene Ontology annotation, cellular component: membrane; photoreceptor outer segment.